Tetranychus urticae (two-spotted spider mite) is the source of this 3806-nucleotide messenger RNA. RefSeq names its product toll-like receptor 6. The record is from RefSeq and is a predicted model, not a curated record. NCBI's taxonomy places the organism in Eukaryota, Metazoa, Arthropoda, Arachnida, Trombidiformes, Tetranychidae. Gene Ontology annotation, cellular component: plasma membrane. Gene Ontology annotation, molecular function: protein binding.
UUAGGUAUUUCUUGUUUAAAGAUCAGUUAGUUUUCAGGCAAAGAAGGUUUUGCCUUACCAACAAAAAAAUGGACGCCAUGACUAAACUUGUGCAAGUUGGAAGAAACUUUUGAUAUAAAAUGCAAUCAACAAACUAUUUAAUAUUGUUGUUGUUACUUUUUUGGACCAACCUUGGAUUAGUUGUUGUUAAUUGUUACUCAUCUGAUUUAAUCCAGGAUACUCGGUCAUUGGAGAGUAUUGAUUUAUCCAACAAUGGAAUGUCUACCAUUCCUGAUGAGCUUUUUUGCCAACUUUCCAACUUAGCUACCAUCAAUCUUUCCAACAACCAAUUCUCUGAUGUAGUGUCCAUUGGAUUUUCAGCUAAACGUAAAAACAACGGUCAAACCUCUAGUUGGUCCCAUUGUACUAUCAACACAACAGUCCAAUUGGAUUUAUCUUACAAUCGUCUCAAAGUUUUAACUGAUCGAGGUUUUUCAACUUUAACACACUUGAAAGUUCUUCGACUCAACAAUAAUCGUAUUUCACGAGCAGAAGAAUCUUCCCUUAACGGACUCAGUGAAUUAGCCUUACUUGAUCUGUCCAACAACGAGCUUGUCGCCCUUCCACCAGGUUUUUUUACACCCAUUAAGGCUUCUCUUCGUGAAUUGUAUCUUCAAAACAACAGUAUUUCGGUAUUACCACCAUUUCAAUUUAAUGGACUUCAAUGGAUCCAUGUACUUAAUAUGAGCCACAAUGAAAUAGCCAACAAUUGGAUUAAUACUGAUACAUUUGCUGAGCUAAGAUCUUUAGUGACUCUUGAUUUAAGUUAUAAUCAGUUAAAUAAGAUUGAUUCAUCAACCUUUAGGUCCCAAACUCGCCUUGAAGAGUUGUAUCUCCAUCACAAUAAGAUUGAAAGUAUUGCUGACCAUGCAUUUUCAUCUUUAAGCAACCUUCAAACCCUAGUCCUUAGUUAUAACCAUCUUAACAAAUUGGACUCAGUAGAAUGUUUUUCUGGUCUCAACAAGUUACCCAGUUUACAUCUUGACCAUAAUCGAAUAGAACAAAUUCACAGUGAAAUAUUUCGUAAUUUAACUAACUUAAUGGACCUUAAUUUAUCUCACAAUUGGCUUAAGAAAAGUGUUCCAGGAGCCAUGUCUUGGACUCAUUCCUUGAGAAAUUUAGAUUUAUCUUACAAUUUUAUCAGUGACAUUGGCAACGCAUCAUAUCAAGGGAAUGCUCAACUGUACAGUCUCGAUUUGGAAGGUAAUCAGAUAAAUAACCUUUCUCGGGGUGUAUUCACCGAUUUACCUUUUCUUCGGAUCAUCAAUUUGGCCAAAAAUCAAAUUGAAACCAUUGAGGAGGCAACCUUUGAUGAUGUUCCCGCUCUACAUGUUCUUCGUCUUGACUCAAAUAGUUUAUCCAACAUAAAUAACCUUUUCAACAAUUUAAGGGAUCUACUGAUGCUCAACAUAUCAGCAAACAAGAUUGUCUGGUUUGAUUAUGCUCAUAUUCCCUAUGGUCUUCAAUGGUUAGAUAUUCAUGACAAUCUUAUCGACAGUUUGGCCAACCACUUUGAAGUUCAAUCAUCUCUCCGUUUGACAACUCUUGAUGCAUCUCACAACAGGAUAACUCACCUUUCCAAAGCAUCUCUGCCAAAUAGUAUUGAAGUGGUCUUACUUAAUAACAAUUUAAUCAACCGUAUCGAACUAUCUACCUUUUUAGGUAAACAAAAUUUGACUCGUGUUGAUUUGACCAACAAUCGUCUCACCAUCCUGCACAUGAAUGCUUUGCGUUUGAGUAAAGUUGCACUUCGACGUCCUUUACCCGAAUUUAACAUUUCCAAGAAUCCAUUCCAAUGUGAUUGUAACAUGGAAUGGCUACAGAAAAUGGUAACAACAAAUGAAUCUCGGCAAUAUCCUAAAAUAGUGGAUGUUAAUCAGAUAAUGUGUGACUUUGUUUUCAAAAAGAAAGUUUCGCCAAUGCCAUUAAUUCAAGCCGAUAUGUCAAACUUCUUGUGUCCCUACAAAAGCCAUUGUUUUACUCUAUGCCAUUGUUGUGAUUUUGAUGCUUGUGACUGUGAAAUGAUGUGUCCAGAAAAUUGUGUUUGUUACUAUGAUCAAGGCUGGAAUACCAAUAUUGUUGAUUGUAGUGCCAAUGGUCAUACAGUUGUACCUCCAAGAAUACCAAUGGAUGCAACGGAGCUUCACCUUGACGGUAAUAACAUUGAUAUGCUCUCCAGCCACACCUUCAUUGGCCGUAAAUACAUGAAAAUUCUUCAUCUCAACAAUAGUAACAUCCUUACCAUCAAUAACCGCACCUUCAAUGGCCUCAUAGCCCUUGAGGUUUUAAAUUUAUCUCACAAUCGGCUGAGAACCCUCCAUGGAUAUGAAUUUGAGCGCCUUGUUAAUUUAACCGAGUUAUACCUUGAUCAUAAUCGAAUCUCAUCUAUUGCCAACAAUACCUUCGCUGCCUUGACUUUACUCCAAAUCCUCCAUCUUGAUCACAAUUAUAUCGUUGAAUUUGAGAUAUGGAAUUUCAACAUGAAUUCACAUCUAUUAACAAUUAAACUAGCCGCAAACCCGUGGUCCUGUGAGUGUCACUACAUUGAACCCGCUCUAGAUUGGGUUCACUCAAAGAUCCAUCUAAUAUCUGAUGCUCGUUAUUUGGAAUGUUAUUACAAUGAAACUUCAGGCAUUCCAUUACUGCCUAAAUUUAACAUCUCAUCGUGUACCAAUCUCUCAGCGCGAAAGAUGUUAGCUCAACGUUUCCAAGUUGAAAACUUUGUACCUAUAUUUGUUAUCAGUGGAGCACUUUUGGUGAUAAUUGUUGUCAUUUUCAUUGUGAUUCUAAUCAUCAACUUCUUCUUUAAAGGUGAAAGCUCGAGAGCUCACGCAAGUCCUCAAACGAUACACAAACAUCUAAAUCCACUUGCACACACACAUUCACUGAUCCACACCACCAGAGGAAGUGUAUUCAAUGAUGAUUUAAGGAAUAAGAGAAACGAAUGGAGAAAAUGUUGAGAUUUUUCUAAGUCAAGUUCACAUUAUAAAUAAUUUUUUCCCCUGCUUUGUAUAUAAAAUGUACAUAAAUGUAUACAGCUUUCCUUUUCUUUCCCCGUAAAUUGAGUUUUGGUUACAUGAAAAACCCCAAUGAACUUUUGCCCGUAAACAGUUGGUUAACAUUUUUGUCUAACACUUGUUAAAAUGAUUUUUGUAUAACUAUUGUGAGACUAUUUUUUCAACUUUGAGGUAAAACAGUGAGUCCGUUUUUUGUACCCUUCAUAAAGACAAAGUUCAACAACUACAAUAAUGUACAAUAAUAGGUUGAUAGUUAACAAUGUUGAUUGAAAAACAUUUGAUCAUCUGUUUACAUGUAAAGGUUUACCAAAAGUUUCAUGCCUUUCCAAACUCAAAUUUACACGUUGAGGUGAUUUUCAAUUUCUUGUGACUCCAACAUCAACCAAAAGCAGAUCUGAUACUGAUGUCUUUUAAGCGUCUCAAACCAGAAUUGAGAUAAUUGGAUAUUUCAAAGCGAAAAGAAAAUGUUUCUCUCAAAGAGCUUUCUUUUGGUCACCAUCUUCAUCACCAUCAUCAUUACGAUCAUCAGUAACAUUUAGCAUCUCAACACACAAAAAGGAAUUAUCUGGUUCAAAAAUCUUUUUAAGAAAAAAGUCUAAUCUUUUCAAUGUAUCCACAAAAGGUAUUUCAAGAUGUGCUCACACGAUAUUGAAAAGUGCCUCUAAAUUAAUUUCUCUCUGGCUGUAUAUAAAAAAAUGUAUAUAACUUUAUAUAUAUAUAUAAAAUAUAUGAAACCUGUUCAAUUUUUAU